AGAAGAUGGUUUCAAUUGAAUCGCAAUCUCUGGCGCCGGUGUCCUGCGCACAGGCUCUGCUUGGUGUGGGCUGUUCGGCGGUCGCCCUCCUCGCUUUUCUGCUAGUUCGCCAGCUCGUGAAGCAGAGAAGACCCCCGGGCUUUCCUCCUGGUCCCUCAACCAUCCCAGUGAUAGGGAACAUUAUGUCUCUGGCCACCGAGCCGCACGUCUUCCUCAAGAAGCAGAGCGAAGUGCACGGACAGAUUUUCAGUCUUGACCUGGGAGGCAUCCUGACGGUGGUGUUAACUGGAUAUGACUGUGUCAAGGAAUGCCUCUACCAUCAAAGCGAGGUGUUCGCUGAUCGCCCAUCGCUGCCUUUAUUCAUGAAAAUGACCAAAAUGGGUGGGCUUCUCAAUUGUAAAUUUGGCAAAGGCUGGAUUGAACACCGUAAACUGGCGUGCAACUCUUUCCGUUACUUCGGAAGCGGCCAGAAACAGUUCGAGAGGAAGAUCUCAGAGGAGUGCAUGUUCUUUGUCGAUGCCAUUGACGAACACAAGGGAAAGCCCUUCAACCCCAAACACCUGGUAACCAACGCUGUGUCCAACAUCACCAACCUGAUCAUUUUUGGACAGCGCUUCACUUACGACGACCGCAACUUCCAGCACAUGAUCGAGCUAUUCAGUGAGAAUGUGGAGCUAGCAGUGAGCGCCUGGGCCCUCCUCUACAACGCUUUCCCUUGGAUUGAGUAUGUGCCCUUUGGGAAACACCAGAAGCUGUUCCGCAAUGCUGCUGAGGUGUAUGACUUCUUGCAGAAGGUUAUAAAGGGUUUUUCCCAGGGCAGGGUGCCACACGCACCUCGCCACUAUGUUGAUGCCUAUUUGGAUGAGUUGGAGCGGAGCGCAGGAGGGCCCGACUCCUCUUUUUCAAAUGACAACCUCAUCUACUCAGUGGGUGAGCUCAUUAUUGCUGGCACAGAGACCACGACUAACACCCUGCGCUGGGCCAUGCUGUACAUGGCUCUCUACCCCAACAUACAAGAGAGGGUGCACAGGGAGAUCGACAGCGUGCUGGCCAAUGAGAGGGCACCCACUUGGGAGGACAAACAGAAGAUGCCCUAUGUGGAGGCUGUUCUGCACGAGAUCCUACGCUUCUGCAACAUCGUUCCCCUUGGUAUUUUCCGUGCCACCUCCCAGGAUGCAAAAGUCAAUGGUUACUCAAUUCCCAAAGGCACCAUGGUGAUCACAAACCUCUACUCAGUGCACUUUGACGAGAAGUACUGGAACGAUCCAGGUGCUUUCUCACCACAGAGGUUUCUGGACAGCAAUGGCAACUUUGUGAAGCGGGAGGCCUUCCUGCCAUUCUCCUUGGGGAGGCGGUGCUGUCUGGGCGAACAGCUGGCCAGGAUGGAGAUGUUCCUCUUCUUCACCACUUUGCUGCAGAGGUUUCAUCUUCAGUUUCCUCCAGGAAGCAUCCCAACUGUCACUCCCAAACUGGGCAUGACAUUACAGCCCAAACCUUACUCCAUCUGUGCUAUCCGCAGGCAGCAGAAAAGUCCCUACUUUGGAGACACUCCUUAUCACAAUUAG
This is a messenger RNA of Cyclopterus lumpus (lumpfish), 1565 nucleotides long. It is a transcript of the gene cyp2r1, whose product is annotated as vitamin D 25-hydroxylase. NCBI's taxonomy places the organism in Eukaryota, Metazoa, Chordata, Actinopteri, Perciformes, Cyclopteridae. The record is from RefSeq and is a predicted model, not a curated record. Gene Ontology annotation, cellular component: cytoplasm; intracellular membrane-bounded organelle. Bases 6 to 1565 code for a protein of 519 amino acids. The transcript has 5 exons. Gene Ontology annotation, molecular function: heme binding; oxidoreductase activity, acting on paired donors, with incorporation or reduction of molecular oxygen, reduced flavin or flavoprotein as one donor, and incorporation of one atom of oxygen; iron ion binding. Gene Ontology annotation, biological process: xenobiotic metabolic process.